CGCGCCGCUCACAUGGGAGCGUCACCUCUUUCAGCUGCGGCAUGUUUUCUCUUUCUUCCUGCCUUUAGCUCAUUAAUAUGCGGCUUUUAAGGUGUAAUUUACUACUUUAAAUAACAGUUGGUGUUCCGAUAGCAACACAUGUGUACAUUUUUCUGCUGUUUGAUGCCACAAAUAGCGAGAGAAAGGUUCCUUUUGCAGAAGAAAAUGUAUUUUUUCAGGUGAUACAUGUGAAGUCGGUCCAGUGAAAAUGUCUCAGGGCUCAGAAGUGAGUGAGCUGCAGCUGAAUGGAGCCUCAGAGGAGAUGGAUCUGCUUCAGAUAGACGUGGAGACGGAUGAGGUGGAGGACAGGCCGGGGAGGGAAGCGGCUCCGUUCUCAAGGAACGUGUUGAGGAAGCAGCGACACUGGGAGAGGCAGCUCGCAGCGAAGAAGAGCAAGAGGAAAGAAGAGAAGCAGAGGAGGAAGCUCAACCGUGAGCAGGACUCAGGUGCCAGAGCAGAUAAUCCUCAGUUUUCCAAACGGGUCAUGAAAGCGAUCACCAGAGAGCGUUUAGCUGAAGCUCAGUCCACCGGCUUCAAACUCUGCGUCGACCUGAGUAUGACCGACAGCAUGUCUGACAAGGAGGUCAGCCGACUGGCGGGCCAGCUGAGGAGGCUCUACGGCUCCAACAAGAAGGCGCCUCGACCGUUUCACGUCCUGCUGACGGACCUGAGGGAGGACAGCCGACUCUACAGGGAGUGUCUCCGCAUGAACGAAGGCUUCCUCAACUACAUGAUGGACAUAACAGAAGAAAGCUGUCUGGACCUUUUUCCUCCAGAAACCGUCGUCUACCUCACACCAGAUGCUGAAGAAGCUUUAGAAACAGUGGAUGCCGACACGGUGUACGUCCUCGGUGGCCUUGUGGACGAAAGCAUCCAGAAGAAGUUGAGCUUCUCGAGGGCCACAGACCUGAGCGUCCACACGGCGAGGCUGCCCAUAGACGAGUACAUGGUGAAGAAAGACAACGUUAAGAACUUCCACUCAAAGAUCCUCGCUGUCAAUCAAGUGUUUGACAUCUUAUUGACUUUCUGCAACACGGGCAGCUGGGCUGAAGCCCUGCAGGCCUGGUUCCCACAGGGGAAGGGUUACGUUGUUGCACAAGACUCUAAACAAACUGGAACCUGAACCCUGAUGUGAUAAACUCUUCAUAUGGGAAACUCCAAGGUGCCAGUUCCACAGAACAGCUGAUCUGAGUCAUUCAGAACAAUGUGAUAAGUGCCUUUAUCUUUGUUAUGUUACUGUUCACAUUGAAACCAAAAAACACUUUCUCAGGAAUCCUUCCUCUCAGUCCAGUCACAGUGAACAACAGUGUUGUGAAUAAUUUGUUUUUUUAGAGAUAAUUAAAUGUUUUUCUUAUAGUUGAUGAAUCUGUGAAGUUUAAUAAGUAAAAUGACAAAAAGCAGUAAUUGUGUUUACAAUGGGGAAACUGUUUCUUUUGUUUUCUAUGAGCCGUCCAGCAGAGAAUUCGUCCUUGAAAUUUAUCUGAACCUUUUUUGUGAGUUUUUGUGUUGUGUUGACGCACAUUUUCACAGAAGAAUAAUUUUGAGUGAUAAAAAAUAUUUUGCUCAACCAACAAAGAUAAAAUACAUUAUCCCUCCAAUUUUAAUUAACAUUCAAACUAAUGGUGUCUGAGACAAAAAUGUUGACGUUUAAGGGAAGAAUGCAAUUAUUUCAGAACAGUUCUUUGUAUUAUUAUUUUUUAUUGUAUUUAAUUAAAAAUGUUGUGAACCUCUUUUCUAAAGAGGACUGGAGACAAAAUAAACAAAUAAAUGAAUGACAUGAUAGAUAAAUAAAUAAAUAUGCCAAUAAAUGUACCACAAAUAAUAUCUUAUAUAUAUAUAUA
Messenger RNA from Centropristis striata (black sea bass), 1880 nucleotides. It is a transcript of the gene trmt10b, whose product is annotated as tRNA methyltransferase 10B. Bases 248 to 1162 code for a protein of 304 amino acids. The transcript is spliced from 8 exons. Gene Ontology annotation, cellular component: nucleus; nucleoplasm. Gene Ontology annotation, biological process: tRNA N1-guanine methylation. Lineage: Eukaryota; Metazoa; Chordata; Actinopteri; Perciformes; Serranidae. The record is from RefSeq and is a predicted model, not a curated record. Gene Ontology annotation, molecular function: tRNA binding.